Messenger RNA from Aricia agestis (brown argus), 2580 nucleotides. Its product is annotated as MTOR-associated protein MEAK7. The transcript is spliced from 10 exons. The record is from RefSeq and is a predicted model, not a curated record. Lineage: Eukaryota; Metazoa; Arthropoda; Insecta; Lepidoptera; Lycaenidae. Bases 220 to 1641 code for a protein of 473 amino acids.
UUAGUAUUUUUGAAAGAGUUUAACGUUUUAGUUGUAAUAGGUUUUGUAAAUAUCGUGAAUUUGAGAUACCUACACAAAGUACCUCAGUGUAAUCAACCGUUCAAACGUUUAAAAUAGUGCAAUGUUUACUUUUUAUACUGAUUACAGGGCGCUUCAGUAAAUAUUAUGCCCUUUCAUUCAGUAUAAUUGGUACGAAAUUAUCAUACAAGUGCAAAUAGGAUGGGUAACACAAGUAAAAAGCUGGCGGCAAAAUGUACACUGCUCACAAGGGACGAGCAGAAGUAUGUGGCUGCAACAUUCCGGACGGCCAGCAAAAACUCGGAGAGGAUAAGAGAGGAGGACCUGAUCGUGAGUGGCAAACUAGAUGCCGUGUCCCUCCAAAAAUUCUGGGGUCCGCAAAUGGAUCCGCGGCUGGCGCAGUACCUCACCAACUUCCUGUUCGGCAGCGGCCAGCAGAAGGCGCAGAGCGUCGACUUCAACCGCUUCGCCGAGCUCUACGUCUUCAACGUUAGAGGCACGGUGGAGGAGCGUCUGAUCGCGACGUACAACUGUCUGGGCAUGGACUACAGCGAGGAGGCGGAACUGCCCUACCAGCUGCUCAAGGAAUAUUGCGAGAGCAUAGUCUCCACUUAUAUCAAGAUGGUGAAGGGUGGAGCUGGGGGUGGGGCUGGGGGCGGGGCCGGGGGCGGGACGUGCGCGGCGCGCGGCGCCCGCUGGCUGGAGAAGGGGUUCCGUGCGGGCGCGUCGCAGGUGCAGGCGCUGGGCGAGGCGGCCGCCGCCAGCGCCGCGCCGGACCUCGACGCGCCGCACCACGUAUGCAGCGCCAGCCAGCUCACUAAGUGGCUGCAGUCGAACAUCCUGCUGAGGCAACUGGCGGAGUUGGUGUUCGAGACGCUGUACGGCGUGCGACGCGCCGACGACGCGCCCGCCCCGCAUCCCGCAGCGCCCUCCCUCAUACCCGCGCCCGACGGUCUGGAGGCGAUGCCUGACUACCCGGCGUUCACGGACCUGUCGCACGUAGUGUGGAUCAACAGCCACCUGCCGCAGCAGCACCGGCACCGCUGGCGGUUCCUCUUCUCCACGCACAUACACGGCGAGAGCUUCUCCACUAUGACCGGUCGUAUAAUCGACCAGGGUCCGUCGAUAGUGAUAGUGGAGGACUCGAGCGGGUACAUAUUCGGGGGGUACGCGCCGGCGUCGUGGGCGUUCGGCCCCGCCUUCGCCGGCAGCGACGAGUCGUUCCUGUUCACGUGCGCGCCGCGCAUGCGCGUCUACCCCGCCACCGGCUACAACGACCACUACCAGUACCUCAACCACCACACCAAAACGCUGCCCAACGGCCUGCUGAUGGGCGGUCAGUUCAACUUCGGUGCGAUUUGGGUUCCGGCGGAGCCGUUCGGGUCCGGCGCCAGCGCGGAGUCGUGCUCCACGUACCGCGGGUAUCGCCGCCUCAGCAAAGAGCCGACCUUCCACAUUCGCUCCCUCGAGGUCUGGGGCGUCGGCGACAAACCCAAGCUCGACAAGGACGAGGACGAGCGGGACACGUCGAUCCUGGACGCGAACCCGGAGGCGAAGGCGAUCCUGGACAUGGCGGGGCGCACGCGCCACAGCGAGGGCCUGCGCGAGCAGCCGCCCUUAUAACGGCCGCGCCCGCGCCUCGCCGCGCUGCUUCGCUACCUCUGCUACAGCAUACACGUGGAGUACGCCUUCUAGGUGGCGGGGCUGAGCGCACCGUCACCCUCAUGUACUCCGGUCGACGACGACGUGAUGUGUCCGCCGAGGCUACAACCGUGUAAGACAGGCCAAAGACGGACCGCAAGUUGCAGUCGGAACCGACUGCUCUAGAGCGUUCGCGUUGGAAAAUGAUUUUACUUUCUAAGCGGGUUCAUAUUUCCACUUUAUACUGUAGGUUAUGCAAUUCCUACGAGAUUUGUACGCAAAGUAUACUUUUAAACAAUUUAGAAUUAAGUACAUACUUAGUACUUAAUACUUAUAACGCGCCCAAAUCGUACUCAUGUACCCGCACAAAAAUGGCGGAUAAACCAAAAACCAUGUGCUCUUAUAAGAUUAAGUAGUUUGGUUUCAAAUUAAAAUUAUUAUUAUAUAUACUUAUUAACUAUGGUUACCAACACCAAAAACUUUACGCUGCUUAGCUUAGUAUAAGUAAAUAAUAAUGGCUAAUCUUAAUUCUUAGUUAUUGUUGUCUUAUACUAAUUUCUUAUCGAUUGAAUACUACACCUAUUUACUGUUACUAGUGUAAGUAUAGUUUAUUGAAUAUAAUAUUUCGAUUGUAAAUUAGUACUAGAUAGACCCAUUUCAUUGUGACAGUAAUGUUGAACAAUAUUAGAGUACUGUAUAGUAGAAUUAGUAUUGCUAAAACGUAGGUUAACAUUUGUUUUGUGUUGUUAGAUAAUUUAUUUGUAGGAAAUGUCAUGUUUUACUGUGUAGUCUAAAUCUAGUCUUAAACAAACGACUUCUGUUCCUGUGAUUGAGGUUAUUUCCUAUACUUAAAGUUUGUGUAGACAAUAUGAUCUGAGAAUAUUCUUAUUUAUUUCAAUUACAUACUAACGCGAUUAUUUA